ACGUAACUUCAGAUUUUAGCGCGGAUUUCUAAGCGACAGCGGUGUAUCUCAGAAGCCCGGGUUCACUUCAGCAGGCUGGAGGCACCUGUGACUUAACAGUGACGUUGUGCUCGACUCUCCUCUGAUGGAGUACGGAAAGGAGAGAGUGGUGGCGUUAGUAGACAUGGACUGCUUCUACGUCCAGGUGGAACAGAGACUCAAUCCAGCUCUGAGGAACACGCCCUGUGUGGUGGCCCAGUACAAGACGUGGAAAGGAGGCAGUAUCAUAGCUGUGAGCUACGAGGCCAGGGCCCACGGUGUCACCAGGAACAUGUGGGUGGACGAUGCAAAGACACUUUGCCCAGAUCUCCAGGUGGCACGAGUGCGUGAGUCUCAUGGCAAGGCAGACCUGACGCAUUAUAGGGAUGCGAGUGUGGAGGUAAUUGAGGUGAUGUCUCGCUUCGCUGUGAUUGAGAGAGCCAGCAUUGAUGAGGCUUACAUGGAUCUGACCACUGCGAUCCAGCAGCGGCUGAAAAACAUGGCAGACAAACGAAUUGAGCCUUGCAUGUUGAAGGCGACCUACAUCCAGGGGUACCCACAAACUUCACCUGAACAGGAAGCCUCUGCAGAGGAUGCUGCCUUGGAUAAAGGAUGUUUCCCCUUAACAGCAACAGAGGAGCUGCGGUCCAGAGGUCUCCGGCAGUGGCUGGCAUCCGUCGAUGUCCCUCCAUCAGGGGAACAGAGCGCUGCAGAACUGCAGCUAACCGUGGGGGCACUCAUCAUCGAGGAAAUGAGAGCAGCCAUGGAAAAAGACACAGGUUUCCGCUGUUCAGCAGGAAUAUCGCACAAUAAGGUCUUGUCUAAAUUAGCUUGUGGCCUGAACAAACCGAACCGACAAACUGUUCUCCCGAUGGACUCUGUGACAGAACUUUUCAGCUCUCUACCCAUCAGCAAGAUCCGUAACCUCGGGGGUAAGCUGGGCGCCUCCAUUGCAGAAACUCUGGGAAUAGAAAAUAUGGGAGAUCUGACCCGCUUCCCUCAGGCUCAACUGGGUCAGCACUUUGGAGAAAAGACGGCCCAGUGGCUGUAUGACUUGUGUCGGGGGAUGGAAUUUGAAGCGGUGAAACCCAGACAGCUUCCUAAGUCCAUCGGCUGCAGUAAAACCUUCUCUGGGAAGUCAUCGCUGGCUUCGAAAGAGCAGGUCCAGUAUUGGCUUCAUCAACUGGCCCUUGAGCUGGAAGAGAGGCUUACCAAGGACAGAGAAGCGAAUGGUCGAGUGGCUAAGUCGCUGACUGUGGGUGUCCAUCAGCUCGGGGACAGGAGGCCGAACAGCUUCUCUCGUUGUUGUGCUUUAGUGCGCUACGAAGCGACCAAACUCUCUGAUGACAGCUUUGCCAUUAUCAAGAGUCUCAACGCAGCAGGAAACCAGCAGGCAGCAUGGACUCCACCCCUCACCCUGCUGCACCUUUCGGCGAGCAAAUUCAGUGACGCUCCGUCAGCAGGGGGCAUUGUGGGCUUUCUUUCCAGCGAUGUCACGUCGACCCAGAGUCUUCUCUCAACCACUCAGCCCUCCAGCCUGCCACCCUCUGACCUGAAAAAUGACUCGGCAUGCAAACAGCCUGGCACCAUCCAGGCCUUCUUUCAAAAGGCAGCUGAGAAACAAACACAGAAAGUUACAAAAGAUGUCGACGAGGACGACUACGAUAUUGAGUCCACGGCGAUUUCCCCGGCUUCCUCCUCUCGGAACACCUCUGUUACUGACAGCCAGUUAGUGGCCGAUACCACUUGUCCCAUUUCUUCUCCUACACUUAUUUCUUACACUAAAAGUGGUACAGCCAGCCCCCGUUCUGGCAUUUCCUUUUUUUUCCACAAGAAGAAUAUUGAUAGAAGCUCACAGGCCCCGGCCUCGGGACAUAACCCUGGUGCUGAAGAAAUGGGAGACGCAGACGACACUGUUGGUGCUGUGUCAGGACUACAGUCUAAACAUAAGCAGUCACUAUGUGAAGAGUUAAAGGAUGAACUGGGUAUUGAUCCAGAAAUAAAUCGCCAUCCUACUCGUGUGGCCAGAGAAGACCUGUUAAACUGUGAGCGCUGUGGCCAGGAAGUGUUAGUCUGGGAGAUGCCUGAACACAAUGACUAUCACUUUGCCGUGGACCUCCAGAAUUCACUCUCUUCAUCCACAGGUCCAGCACCCGUCUCUUCCUCCACUGUUUCGUCUCCUUCCGAUGGUUCUCCAACUCCUCUGAGAGCUCAGUCCUCACGCGGGAAGACGAAAUCCGGAGGCCAGUCAAGACCGCGACCGAAAAAGCAUCGCGCCCAGGGUGGAAGCACGGGCACUCUGGAUUCUUUUUUCAAGAGGAACUGAAGGUUCGCUGUCGAGCUGCAUCUAAGUAGAAUGUGAUGCCGUCGACUGAUGAUGCCUAUACAGUACAUCACAAACAAAGUUGAUGCCUUGGUUAAAGAAUGAGAAGCCGUUUUGUGUACAGGACUUGUAUUAAAUGUUACUGUGCUCUAAAAAAAAGUAUACCGUGUAUUUGUAUGCAUUUUAUGUCACAUAACCUUUUUAUUACAAUGGGAAUGGCAGUACUUUAAAGGGAUAGUUUUUAAACCAGCCUAUAUUAAAGAUAGUUUCUAAAAAUGUU
Pseudoliparis swirei is the source of this 2621-nucleotide messenger RNA. RefSeq names its product polymerase (DNA directed), eta (gene polh). The record is from RefSeq and is a predicted model, not a curated record. Gene Ontology annotation, biological process: error-prone translesion synthesis; response to radiation. Lineage: Eukaryota; Metazoa; Chordata; Actinopteri; Perciformes; Liparidae. The coding region runs from base 125 to 2344 and encodes 739 amino acids. The transcript is spliced from 10 exons. Gene Ontology annotation, cellular component: nucleus; site of double-strand break; replication fork. Gene Ontology annotation, molecular function: damaged DNA binding; DNA-directed DNA polymerase activity.